Messenger RNA from Capsicum annuum, 1198 nucleotides. Its product is annotated as vesicle-associated protein 4-1. Gene Ontology annotation, cellular component: plasma membrane; endoplasmic reticulum membrane. NCBI's taxonomy places the organism in Eukaryota, Viridiplantae, Streptophyta, Magnoliopsida, Solanales, Solanaceae. Bases 224 to 901 code for a protein of 225 amino acids. Gene Ontology annotation, biological process: endoplasmic reticulum membrane organization. The transcript has 7 exons. The record is from RefSeq and is a predicted model, not a curated record.
ACGUUUUUUUAUAUGUUCGGAUUUUUGUAACAUAUUUUAGAUAGUUAGGAAUUUUUUUGUAAUAUUAAAAAACAUAAAUUGUAUAUUUGCCUAAUUUUUUAUUUUUUAUUGGAAACUUGCCAGCCCUUCUGGCUUAUUUUUCUAAAUACUCAUGCCCCUAAUAAGUAAUUUAUGACCUGAAAUUGAAAGUUAACCAUCGGAACUACACUUUUGCCUGAAAUUUAUGGCUUCCGACUCCGCCACCGACCAGCACAAGCAACAGCAGUCCGGCGGAAUACUCGGGUGGCUUUUCCCCUUUACUAAAUCAAUAUUACCGGCGAGGCGUAGACUCCGGCUUGAUCCUUCUAGUAAUCUCUACUUUCCUUAUGAACCGGGAAAGCAGGUGAAGAGUGCCAUAAAGAUUAAGAACACAAGCAAAUCUUAUGUAGCUUUCAAGUUUCAAACUACUGCACCAAAGAGCUGCUACAUGCGACCUCCCGGAGGCAUUCUUACACCUGGUGAAAGCCUGAUUGCCACUGUUUUCAAGUUUAUUGAGCAACCUGAGAACAACGAGAAACCUAUCGAUCAAAAGACCAAGGUAAAGUUCAAGAUCGUAAGUUUGAAGGUGAAAGAAGGAACUGAUUACGCACCCGAGUUGUUUGAUGAACAAAAGGAUCAAGUCACUGUUGAGCGUACUCUAAAGGUGGUGUUCUUGGACCCUGAACGCCUUUCUCCAGAACUGGAUAAACUAAAACGUCAGCUGGCCCAAGCUGAGGCUGCAACAGAAGCUGAAAAGAAACCUCCAGUAGACACAGGUUCAAAGGUUGUGGGAGAAUGUUUAAUAGUAGAUGAAUGGAAGGAGCGGAGGGAGAGAUAUCUUGCUCGACAACAGGUUGAGGCAGUGGAUUCAGUAAAGCCGUAGAGAGUGUUUUAUGUAAGUGCAUCUUUUUCCAGAAUAGCAAUGUAAAAUCAGAUCCACACUAUACUUGCCUUGCCUUGGAUUGAUGGUAGAGACGGGCGCAAUGCUUCAUGUAAAGAAGAACAAUUAUUGGAGAUUUAAGAUUGUAUAAGAUUAGAAAUAAUUAUAUUUGGGAAAAGAUACAAGUGGCAUGCUUAGAGAAUAAACUGCGAGGCACUUGAUAUGAGAUGUUCUGUAUAAAUCUCCAAAUGUACUGAUACAUAAGGUGGGGCAAUAUGAUAAUUGGAGGCGUUAAAAGGA